GUAGCGGCGCUGCGCUGCGGCGGGGCCGGGGCCGGGGCCGGCGGGCGGCCAGCGCUGCCGCCGAGCCGCGGUGGGGGCGAUGCCGCCGCGCCGCCCGCCCGCCGCGCCGCCCCGCCGCCCGCCCGGCCAGCGGCGAGGCAGCGCCCGGCGGCGGGCGGGAUAAUGCGGCUGCCCGGCCCGCAGGCACCGCCAGCGGGGCGCCCCCGCCGCCAUGUCCCCCCCGGCCUCGGCGGCCGCCGCCAGCGAGGGAGGCAGCAGCACGCCGGUGCCUCCGGAGGAGGAGGCGGAGGGGGCCAGAGAGGAGCAGCGGCCAGUGAAGCAGUCUCUCAGCAAGUCCCUGUGCCGAGAGUCCCACUGGAAAUGCCUGCUGCUGUCCCUCCUCAUGUAUGGCUGCAUGGGAGCCAUGACCUGGUGCCACGUCACCAAGGUGACCCGGCUGACCUUUGACAGCGCGUACAAGGGCAAGUCCAUGAUGUACCAUGACAGCCCCUGUUCCAACGGCUACGUCUACAUCCCCUUGGCCUUCCUGGUGAUGCUCUACGUGGUGUACCUGGUGGAGUGCUGGCACUGCUACACGCGCAACGAGCUGCAGUACAAAGUGGACGUGGAGAGCGUGCACGAGCGGGUGCAGCGGAUGCAGCAGGCGACCCCCUGCAUCUGGUGGAAGGCCAUCAGCUACCACUACGUCCGCAGGACACGGCAGGUCACCCGCUACCGCAACGGGGACGCCUACACCACCACGCAAGUGUACCACGAGCGGGUCAACACCCACGUGGCGGAGGCCGAGUUUGAUUAUUCCAACUGUGGAGUUAAGGACAUCUCCAAGGACCUCAUUGACCUGGAGAGCUACCCAGCCACACGGCUCCGCUUCACCAAGUGUUUCAGCUUUGCCAACGUGGAGUCCGAGAACUCCUAUCUGACCCAGCGGGCCCGCUUCUUCACGGAGAACGAGGGCCUAGACGACUACAUGGAGGCCAGGGAGGGGAUGCACCUCAAAAAUGUGGACUUCAAGGAAUACAUGGUGGCCUUUUCCGACCCGGACAACCUGCCUUGGUACGUAUCUCACUAUGUCUUCUGGGUGGCGGCUCUGCUGACCCUGUCGUGGCCCCUGCGGGUGCUAAAUGAGUACCGCACCUCCUACGUCCAUUACCACGUGGAAAAACUCUUUGGGUUCGACUACGUGGCGGUGACGCCGGCCGAGGAGCGCUCCUUCUGCCGGAGGAUGCCCCGCGUCAACACGGUGGACAGCACCGAGCUGGAGUGGCACAUACGCUCCAACCAGCAGCUGGUGCCCAGCUACUCGGAAGCGGUCCUGAUGGACUUGGUGGGGCUCUCCGGCUGCACCAGCUACUCCGCUUGCCGCUACGGGGGCUACCGGCAGAACUGCGAGCGCUGCCACAGGACUAUAAGCAGCUCCUCCAUCUUCUCCCGCAGUGCUCUGAGCAUCUGCAACGGCAGUCCCAGGAUUCCCUUCAGCAGCAGCCGCUUCUCCCUGGGCCGCUUGUACGGCUCGCGACGCAGCUGCCUCUGGCAGAGCCGGAGCGGCAGCCUGAACGAGCAGAGCUGCCCCACCGAGCAGACGCGCCUCUCCAGCCAGGUGACUGUGGAGGAGGAAGACCCCCCUCCUUAUCAGGAUGCCCUCUACUUCCCCGUCCUCAUUGUCCACCGCAACGAAGGCUGCCUGAACCACGACCACCGUCACCUCCAUCGCAAUGGGUCCUGCGUGGAGACCUCACUGUGAGAGCAGAAGGCGGUGAGAUCUCAUUGUCCAUUGCCUGGCCCGAGCCAGCGCAGGAUGUGGGGAGAGGAGCACGAGGGGGCGAGCCUAGGAGGAUAUCAGGAUGGAGUGGAUGUGGCAUCCUGCUCUGGGAGCCAGCAAAAGCUUCCCCCGCUGUGGCUCUGACCUCCCAGAGGGGUGGAUGCCGAUGCUCCCCCUGACACGGCAAAGAACUCUAGACCGAUCACCACAUGCAAAAAAAAAAAAUAAAUUCAACCAAACCAACUGCAAAACUAUAAUUCAUGGUAUCAAGACCCAAAAGGGGGAAUAAAACGGCAGGCCUGAUGCAGGGAGGGGGUGGCUUCAGCUCCUGCCCCUGGCUCCAGGCUGGCUCGUGCUCCAAGGAACCAGCAGCCGCCAAAAAGCACCCUGCUGCACCUCUGCCCGCCCUGCUUCCCACACUGGAGCGAGACCCCUCACAGGGUGGAGGAGAACAGGCCCCUGGGAGCAGGGUGUUACUGCCUGUGAUGGAAGAUCACCCUGGGUGAUCACGGGUACCCAGGCACGUGGAGCUGAGUGGCAGGUUAGAGCAAAGGCUGAAAGCCACAAAUCUGCCUCUUCCCCUUCCCCCCUGACCGUUCCCCACCCUCCCCAAUUUUUUUUUUUAGACCAUGCUCCGACUGUUACUUUGUUCUCACUGCUGGGAAUGGCAUUGCCUCCAGAGGAUCCCAGGCUCAGCUCCUUAGGAAGCUUUGGUGUGCCAGCUGUGAGUCAGCAUCCCCUUGGUAAAGGGUUUUCUGUUUGGGCAUGCAGCACCGGGGAAGGGAUGAAUGUGCAAAUCCAGGUGGAGCAGAGAUCUGCAGUGCUACUGAUGUGUUUGCUGGAGGAGGGCUCAGCUGGAAAGAGAAAACGAGAGGCCCCUGGUGAGCUGGGGAAGGGGAAGUGGAUGGCGCUGGGACAGACAUUGUGGUAUCAGGUGGCACGACAAGCAGAUGGGGACCCUUCCUGGCUUUGAAGUGGGUCCUAAUUGGUUCAGCUAAGCAUCAAAGAAGUCUCUGGUAGGUUCAGCUGCAAUUCACCUAUUGAUAAUGGAGCAGCAGGUUGGUGCAUGUCUGCAUGAGUGAAUUUUGCGUGAGAUCCAGCUGGGCUCUGGCUGUGGACUCUGAGUUGCAGGCUCCUGGAAGCCUCAUUUUGGCAGAGAGCUCUUAGGGGAUAGGAGGGACAAGUGCAAAAGCGUGCUGGAGAAUUGGGAACUUCUACUGGGGAAAGGAGGAUCAAAAGGAUUUUGUUUCUGUGGGACUCCACUAGUGGUGCAGGACCCAUGCAGGAGGCAUCUGCAAGAUGGAUGCUCUGCAGAACAGAGGCUGGGGAGAUGUUAGAGGAGAAGCUGAUUAAAACUUAAUGUUUUGAACAACAGAGGUUUUUGCAGAGAGGUGUCAGGCUGUGAGAAGUGAGGUGACUUCUGUGUAGCUCCUUAGCUACGAUGUUCUUCUGCCUUGGUCUUGUCAGGGCAGGUUGCUCUGAACUGUACGCUGCCCCUUCUAUCCCGCUGGAAAGGAUCUCAGUGACAUUGGGCAAAGACCCUUCGUGUCACUGAAGCUGCAACAGUGUUUGCAGCGUGCAGACACCCAGCUUUUCCUCCUGCAGCAAUACAUCCCCAGAUCUCUUGUGUCCCUGUUCUCAGAAAAGCUGUCUCCUUUUCACUCGGCUCUUCGGGAAGUGCGUGCCAAAUCAGCCAGCAAUUUCUCCAGACAGCACUACUGAGCAUCACCCCGCUUCCCUCAUCGGCUGUGGUGAACAGAAGCUAAGGGCAGCAUGUCUUGGGUGACAAGGGCAAGUCCAUUGGCACCUGAGUAUUUGUGCUUGUUGUCUGUCUCCCCAUCUGCUGCAGAAGGGCAAACAGUGAGGCGUUAUAUUUACUCCAGCCAUCUUCCUCCUGGCAGCUAUUAAUGAGGGGUCCGUCUCUCAUCGUGCUGCUGUACUGCUUUGCCUCCCAGGUCUUGAGGAGGCUGCAAAUGCACCCAUGUGCCACACUGGUCCUCUUUUGAAAGUCAUCUCCUGCUGGCAAGCCUGGAGUGGUCAGCGCUUGUGGGCGUUGUAGGGCUCCACUUUUCAUUUCCCCCAGAGCAGUCUGUUCUGCUCUUCAUGCCCUGCAUAUCCGGGUUAGUGGCUCUUGCCCUUCGAGUCAGCUUGUCCUCCUGGAUCUCAGGUGCUAGACUACAAACAACAGUGGUUUGAACAGGAAGUCUCCUAAAAUCUCACUCUGUUUAUGACUCUGUCUUAGCAUCUGCCCUCACUCUCACUAGCAGAGCUAGAUGUUGGCUUAAAGAAGAGGGUCCCUUGGAGGACAGAAAAGCAUAAGGUCUCCGGUGUAGGCACAUCCCUCUCUGCGUUUUGUUCUCAUUACUUUUGGCAUAGAUUCAGACUGGGCGAAAGCAGCCCUGGGAUUUCCUUGCUUAGUAAUGACGUUUGGCUUGCUGUGCACUCGUGCUUCUCUCUCCAAGGGCCUAAUGUAAGCCAAGGCCACUGUGGAGUGUCCUCUUGGCUCCAGGGAGAUAAUGGUGUGUGCUUGUAUGUCCCGGUGAAUUGAGACAGUGGAGCUGCAAUGGGUCAUUAGUGAGGAAUGAGGUCCCUGCUUGUCCUUCCUGACUGUGUUCUCUUUGAAAUCUCCUGCACAUUGCUUUAAUUAGUCUGUAAUGGCUCAUCUUCCUAUCUCCAGCCUCCAAGGUGCCUUGGACAGAUGGAUUUAUCUAAGUUUUGGCAGGUCUUUUAGCUCCCUGGGGCAAAGACUGUUUUCACAAUGGGGACAUAUUAGCAGGGUCUCUGUGCCCCCCGGCUUUUAGCACCUGCAGCAGAGUUUCAGGCGCUGUGUCCUUGGCUUUUUCUGAGGUUUUCCAUGAGAAUGUCUUGCCUUGUUCCUCUGACCCCAUUUUCACCUAUGAAAUCUUAUUCUGGAGGUGGACAGGUGGAUCUUCGAGGCACGGCUGCUGCUCUGACCCACGGGAUCCGUACAGUCUUCCUGUUGCUGAAUACCUUCCCCAGGUACGUGGUGCCAGCUGUAGUCCCAGUGCUACUGUCUGUGGCUGCUCCAGACCCACAGUACCCUGAGAAGUGGGACCUCUCUAGGCAGUGUUCCCCACUGCAUGCCAGGAUUUCUCAGAGAUCCCAUCCCUCAUAUUCCUGCUACCCAAAUGCACCUGGUAGAGCUGCCCCUCUGGUCCAUCCUAUCCCAUUCUCUCACGGGUGGAGACAUGCCUCAGGCUCAGGAAAGGGGGAUGGUGCACUUGGACAUGGUAGGGGAGCAGGACUGGGCAGCAGGGACAGGAGCUGCCUGCUGGCUUGACAGGGAAGUGGUGGAGCUGGAGGAGAAACUGAAACUAGGGUUCAUCCUGGUAUGUCUAGUCAGGCAGAAAAGUCCAGAGCAGAAAACUGGGCUCUCCCUUCUGUCUCCUGGCAUGGGACACCACCAGCAAAGGCGUUUCCUGCUAAGGGUUGGUGAGAGACCGCAGUGCCCCGGGCCAAGGGCAGCUGCUAUAAUGCUGCGUAUGGCUCGGGUUACGAGCACGGAUACGCAGAGGUGCCUGUCCCUGUUCUGGUGCACAGCCUCUCCGAGGUGGAGUGGUCCCAUCUCCUGGCACAUACUCAUCACCCACCACAGCUCUGGGCUGUGCAGCAGUCAGGUGUCUGCUCUUCCUGAGGCUUGUGUCUGCUCUCUGCCAUAUCUGCGUUGGUGAUGACGAUUCCUUUGGCGGCUUAUUCCAUGGCCCAAUCUGCUCCUCUCAGGAUAGCCUUCUCCCUUAUACCUGACCUGAGUUCUCCCUGCUGUAUCUUAAUCCCCUUACUUCUCCUCCAUUGACUGGUGAGUCUAACUGGCUCUGUUCCUUUUCCUCAUGGCCUUCCUGACACAGGUGGGCCUGUUAUCUGUAGCCUUCUCUUCACCAGUCCCAGAGUCUUGAUCGCACUUGCCAGACCCUGGCUUGAGUGAUGGUGCAGAAGUUUUCACUCUGUAGUGAGUAUGUCACUCCUGCUCUGAGCCUGGCCUGGGCAAGCGGUGCCUUGGUCUGUCAGGGUGGCUGUGUCCUCAUUUCUGGUGCAGAGGAACUCUUCAAAGUGAGUGGACUAUACAGAGCUGCUGGCUGCUUACACAAGGAAAGCAGGACAGCACAUAUCCCCCUCUGGGAAGGUCAAAGCUGGGUGCUUGUCAGUAUGAUAGGGGCAAUAACUAGAAGGAUCUCUGCAGUCAGAUGGCUUUGGUUUUUUCCAUACAUCAUUCUAACAGUUCAGUUUUCUAUGGGGUGAGGGUCAGGCUCAGCAUUGCACUUAGCAGCAGGCUUUCCUUCCAGGAGGGAGGCAGGAGUGCUACCAGCUCCUCUUCGUGGUCCUUCACGGUGCUAAUGCAACCCAGAGGAGGGCUAGUCCUUACUGCUGCAAAGCUGGAGAAUUAGUUUGGGCUAUUUGGGCUAUUUGGUGUUUCCCAUCUGUCAACGUACUUGUCAGGUACUUAAAAGCUCUCCAGCUUUUCUGAACUAGAGAAAAAGAGAGAGAGAGAGAGAAGUGUGUGAGAAGCUCUGGAUUAGUUGAUCAUCAGGACACAUCACCACCCAUUUAUCUGUCUUUCAGCACAGUGGAAGCUUCCCACAUAGUGCCUAGCACCUUGCUUUUGCAGAAGAAGUCGGUGACACCAUCCAACCAAGUGGUAAUUCUUUGAGCUCUCUGCGUGUCAUGUCUCACUCCACACCAAAGAGGGAGGUUUCAGAGAGGGCUGCCAGGGUGAGCAGCUGUAGGAGCAUUCAUUAGGGUGGGGAGAGGGAGUCUGAGCCUAUGGCCGAGGCCAGGCCUUCCAGGCAAAUACACAGUAUUAAGGCUGGGGAAGCUGCCGUUCAUCUAUUAUCAAACAAAUGCACCCCUCCUUCCUUUCUGCUCCCUGUGAAAUGCGCAUUAGAGAUCCAGCUGGUCCCUGCCCCUCCUUGUUUUCUCUUCACUCCAGAGGCUGCAGGGUUGUUUAGUAACUGAUGGAUGCCAGUGGGCUGAGAACUGCAGGAAAAGUUUUGUUGAGUGGAAAUUUAAGAAAGUUGGGCAGCAUCCGGUGGCAGUAAAACAGCACCUACUGAUUAGCGGGUGGGAUGAAUAAUCUCCCUUCAGCCUGUCCAACCACAGCUUCAAUACUGCUAUAUAAUGUGACCAGGGUGCUGCCUUUAGCAGGGCACAGGCUUAGCUGCAGUGUGCUCCUACCCUGCUGCAGUCGCUGUAGGGUCUGAAAUUCUACACCACCACCACCAAGAUGUUGUGGUCCCAAAGAGCCGUGGGUCUCACGUUGGGAUAUGUCCUUCUGAUCGUGUUUCAUUCACAUUCAGUGGUUAGAAUCAAGUCUGUAGAGUUAUGCUCUGGAGCCAGGUAAUGUCAGAAAUGAAGCAUAGUUUAAGUGAUAGGUCUGUCUGGUGCCGCUGCCUCCUGUGGUGCACUUGGGCCUACACUUUCCACUGAGCCAGGUAUGCAUGGGGACCAAAGCCUGGUUCAUAGGACCUGGGACCCCAGUGGGGACUUGGGACUGAGCCUGCCUAGGACACUGCAUUCUGGAGAAAGUGGAAAGGGGUCAUCAUCACACUUCAGGUAGAAAUUAAUGGGCUGUGUUCAUUCCUAGUGUUAUUUUACUGAAGCCAGUGGUACUAUACUAAUGUGAAGCUGGCUUAGCAGCUCCUCAGAGGGGUCUGUCCUUGAGUCCAGAAAAAUUGAUCUGUCACAGUGUUGCUUUGAUGCAUAUGUUGCAUGGGGCUUGGCCAACAUGAAUGAAUGUUGAAUAUCUGUACUUUCUACGAGCGGUGGGUUGAGUUGUUCUGCUCUACUGCCUCUAUCGCAGCUGCUCCGCCAAGGGGAAUAUUAUGCCUGUGGAUGUGAUUUCAUCAGCUCCCUCAAAAGCAAGCUAACAAGCAAAUUGACCUCCACAGCACUGGGAGAGGAGCCUUCUCCCACAGGACCAUAGUCUUUCCACCUCUGGGGUAAAAGAGGUCCCAAGGACAAAACUGAACCUGCAAGACCCAUGGCCUCAUGGCCUGCCCCUCCUCCUUCCCUCCUUACCUCAUGUCUGUCUUGGAGAAGGGACACUUUCCCUGUGGAGUUCGACACGCUCCUCUUCCUGCAGCUCGUAAACAGGCUCUACUGACAGGUAUAUCAUCCACCUAUGCAACUCUUCCAGAAGCUGCCAGAUUUUCAGGAGCCCAUUCCAGUGUGCAGCAUGGCCAUCCAGCACUGAGAAUAAGCACAGCGGCUGCUGGAAAGCUAAGUGGGUUUUAUUCCUCCCCCAUUCCCCGGGAAGACUCUUUUUGCUGGGCUGUUUUGUUUGUUUGUUUGUUUGGUUUUUGUAAACUUCAUUUGGGGGGAAUGAAGCUUGUGAGAAAUUGGUGCCCAUCCCGAACCCUCCCCAGUCCUUCGAACUCUGUGAAUGGAUGGAUCACCUGCUGUCAUUAUAAUUCAGUGGAUUUUGUAGAACAAAAUAACUUCGCACACAGACACAUGAGGUUCUUUCACUCUCCAUCAGCACAAGCUGCUUCUGCAAUCUUAGCUACUCACAUUAGUGAAAGAAAAAGCCUAGCUAGAAUGUGGUGAGAUGACGUAGUACCCUGUAUCAGUCCCACGGUCCCGACGUCCAUUAGCAGCGCUGUCAGCUGCCGUGACAUGAAUUCAGACUUUGGAUGGCAGCCCAUGGGCCAGUCAGGGUGAAAGUCUGGAAAAUCCCAAGCCUGAGUCUAUGCACAUUUCCAGAAGCAGAUGCAGAAGGAGGAUCAGCUGAAGGCAGGCAUCACCUCCUGCUCGACCCCAGCAGAAGCUGGUGGGCUCUGUUGGUGCUGCACCUGCCCCCCAGGAAGAGCCUGUCCCCAGGGGCCGAGCAGAGGGGAGCGAGAGUGGCAGUGUGUCUGAUGGAGCAGCACUGCUCAGCUGGCUGGGGAAACUGGUGACAGCUAGACCCCAAAAUAACAGGAUUUCACUUUGGGAGUGCCAACGGCUUUUUCAGACUGAAAUGCAGCUAGAAGGCCUUAACAGCUGUGAGAAAUGUUUCACAAUGCUGUUCCUUGCUUAAAAAAAUAUAUAUUUUUGGUGAUGAUGUGGGUUUAAACUCUCCACUCCUUCCAUCUCUGUUAGUAAUGUGCCAAGCUGGUGGAGAAGGGUGGAGAAGGCAGAUCAGGAUGGUGGCCCCGUGGCUUUGCAGUGGGUAGGUCGAUCAGGAAUGGAGGCCAGAGUUUAAAAUCUUUCUCUGCCCCUGGAGGCAUGGCGUGGCAGGAUGGGGUUCUGCGUGCUCGUGCACAGCUGGGACCGGCGGCCCUGCGGAGGGUUGAUGAGUCUGUGGCUUUGGUGCGGUGGCACCCAUUCACCCUUGCAGCAAGGGCUUUUCAGGGUGACAGAGCACUGCUUGUUCCUCGUGAGAGGAAACUCCUGACCUGGUUUCUGUGAGGAGAUGGUGUGAAGUGUCACAUUUGCUGCAGCGAGUGGCGGGGAGCAGGGAUAAAAGCACGGAGCAAGCUGUGUUUGAGAACACAGAAGCUAAUCCAUUGCUGGCCGCCUGAAGCCGGAGAGCUGCUGGAUCUGCUCCCUGGACAACGCUUUCCAGCUCUUCUCACUCUCCCCAAACCCGAUGUGCAAACUGUCAUUCCUCUGAGCUAGCCAAAGCGCUCCCCUCCCCGGAACUCCUCCGAGGCCGUGUGUUCACACCGUUUUGGUCCCCUCCCUGCUGGGCGCCGUGGGCCAGCUGUGAGAUGCCGGCAGAUGCACGAUGACCACAGACAUGCCGGUGGCCAGCCCUCACCGUACCCUGCCUGUGCACAGCCCGCCAGCAGCGCUCCCCGCCCUGGCGUGCCCACUGCAUGCUUGCUGCAGAGCAACCGCAGCACAUCCUGGCAUCGCUUUGGCAUCGCUUUGCGCUUUCCCAGAGAAUUUCACAGCGCUUGUCCUAAGUUAGAAAACAGAAGGCCUUGGGGUUUUGGUAAUCCUGGUCUGAGGAGAGGAGAGGAGAGGAGAGGAGAGGAGAGGAGA
Messenger RNA from Hirundo rustica (Barn swallow), 9742 nucleotides. It is a transcript of the gene TMEM151B, whose product is annotated as transmembrane protein 151B. Lineage: Eukaryota; Metazoa; Chordata; Aves; Passeriformes; Hirundinidae. Bases 212 to 1741 code for a protein of 509 amino acids. The record is from RefSeq and is a predicted model, not a curated record. The transcript is spliced from 2 exons.